AUGGCCGGGCCUGGACGAAUUCACAAGAAGAAGCGACGGCGCAAGUACAAGACGCUGCGCAAGUCUCGGUCCGGGACCGGGACUCUCCAAGGUAUGUCAGCUGGGCAGACACAAGAGCCGACAGUGGCCGUCGAGACGUUGAACGUCUUGGCGCGGGCCUGUGCUGGGUACCAGUACAAGAAGAUGGAGUUGGAGAACCCUCCGACUGAUACGUCGGAGUUGACCUCGCUUCCAGGCAUAAGCUGGAAGCGCUUCGCAAAAGACCUAGACGUGCUCCCGGACGAGAUCCCUGCGGAUCUUCCGCAGGACAAGGGAACACAGCACGAGAUUGAUCUCGUGUCGGGAACGAAGUUAUGCCUGACGCGGCAGUGGCCACUGCUGCGGGAGCAAGUGAAGACAAUCGACGACUUCUUCGAAAGUCCUGUGAACGAGAAGACGGACGUCGAGAUGCACAAGGAGCAUCUCCGGGAACUGCUUGGGCUCAUGCGCAAGUACAAGCUCUAUGCGAACCUGACGAAGUGUAUCUUCGUGUGUGACGCAUCCGAUGUUGCGAUCGGGAGUGCGUUAAUGCAACUCGAUCACGACGGCCGUGAUCGAGUCGUCUACUACCAGUCGCGUCAGCUGAAGCCAGAUAAGCGAAACUACCCAGUACAUGCCAAGGAACUCCUUGCCAUUAAGUAUGCACUCGCGAAGUUCCGGAUGUACUUACUCGGCAACACGCCGUUCGUGGUCUAUACGGACCACGCGUCGUUGCGGACGGCUCUGAAGUUUCCGCAGAUCUCGCAACGGAUGGCGAGAUGGUUGUCUUUCUUCGCGGAGUACAACUUCCGCGUCGAGUACAAACCCGGAAGGUUGAAUGUCGUCGCGGACGCGUUGUCGCGACGCCCAGAUAAUGCUGUCAAGACAGCCGACGUCAACCGGAUUUACGUCGCUCGGACAUAUACACCGUCGUCCUUGUUGGACGAGGUGAAGGCCGCGUAUGCGCAUGACACAGACGCAAAGCAGCUGAUCGAGUUUCUCUCAGCUCCUUCCGACAAAGCACACGACAAUGCGGACCGCAUUGUCGUGCUGAAUGAUCCUGACCUGCGCAGCAGGAUCAUGUACGAGUAUCACGAUGUCCCCAUGGCAGGACAUCCGGGACGUGAGAAGACGUAUUCUCUUCUCACGAGAGACUUCUACUGGAACCACCUGUACAAGUGGGUGCGCAAGCGGAAGACUGGUAUUGUGGUCGUUGUGGACCGCUUCAGCAAGAUGGUGCAUCUCGCUGCUGUCGCAGCGGAGGUGACCUCCGUACAGACGGCACGUCUGUUUGUCGACAUGGUGUUCAAGCACCAUGAAGUGUUCACACUUCUUGGAACGCAGUUUUCAAUGUCGACUGCGGAUCAUCCACAGACGGACGAGCAAACCGAGCGCGUGAGCCGCGUGGUUCUCGUGGACUUGCUGAAGAGCUAUGCCCAGUCGUUCCACAACUGGAGCGACUACUUGCCGAUGGCCGAGUUCGCCAUCAACAAUGCGGUGCAUGCCUCGACUGGGCAUACACCGUUCUUCGUGAACGCCAUACGGCAUCUACGCCGUCCGAGCACGCUCGGGGCGGUGGCUUCCUCCUUAAAGCGAGAGCCCGCACACGACAAGGCGACGUACCCCGAGAAGCUUCACGCACAGGCUGGGCCUGUUGCGAUCACACACGAAGUGUCAGUGCCGGGCACUGACACCCCAAAGUGCCACGCACAGUCUGGGACUGAUGCGAACACAAGUGGUGGGUCUGUGCAGGGCACAGACGCGGACAAGGCCAAUGAGCUGGACCCGGGGUUCAGCUCUCAAGCAAUGGACUUUGUCCAGGAACGACAAGCGGUCGUUCGAUUUGUACAAGAUGAAAUUGCAGCUUCUGCGAAUAAGCAGAAGUUGAACGCAGACAAUGUGAGCAGGGUUUCUGGAUUCGGAGCAAGCAAGCUUGCUCCGCGCUUCAUUGGACCAUUCACGGUGGCAGAACGUCACGGCAGUGCAUACACGUUGGAACUACCUUCCGACAUGAGACUACACCCAACGUUCUACGUUGGGCGCUUGAAGCCCUACGUGCAGCACGAGUCAUCUAGUCGUGAUGACUCGCCGACGACGACGCGCGGCGCGACUUCAGCCUCUCCUCAAGCCUCUUCACCUUCUCCCGGAGAAGGCGAACUUGUUCCGACACCUCAACACGGAUGUUUGAGGUGGUCUGAGCGGCUUCGACCACGUAGGCCUUCUGCACGUUCAGAUUCUGCUUCAGCUCAGUGA
Phytophthora megakarya is the source of this 2271-nucleotide messenger RNA. The record is from the annotation of a GenBank genome assembly. Lineage: Eukaryota; Oomycota; Peronosporomycetes; Peronosporales; Peronosporaceae.